AUGGUACCAGCUGAGCUACUUCUUUGCUGCUUCCUGCUGCACGCUGUGGAUGCCAUUCCAUAUGGAAACCAGACAAACGUCUUGGUGCAUCUUCACUCAUCCUUGGGAUCCUGGCUACCUUCCUCAGCCCCAUUGUCUUGCCGGGCCCUGCUCCCCAAAUCCCUGCCUGGCUUCACCCACAUGGCCCUUCUCCCCAAGUUCCUGGUAGGCCUGCCCCUGAUGAUUGCCUUGGAGAAAGCUGGCUGUCAAGCUGAUGUACGGGUCCUGCAGCUUCAGCUCUACCGCCAGGGGAGUGUAAAGGCGACACAGAUCCUCAUCAGACAUCUUCAAGAGCUCGAGAAAAGCAGAAGCACAGGGACGGGAGUGUCAGUGGAUGCCCUGGCCUCUGCUCUGCAGCUGUUGGCCAGGGAGCACCCAGACCCAGAGAGGGCCCGACGAUCCCUCUCCAUCAAGGACUGUGAGCAGGAGCAGGAGCAGAGUGUGCACAAUGUAGUCCAGCUGUUGCCAGGAGUGGGAACCUUCUACAACCUGGGCACAGCAUUGUAUUAUGCUGUUCAGAACUGCUCGGACAAGGCCAAGGAACGAGGCCGAGACGGGGUCAUAGAUCUGGGUUAUGAACUUCUGAUGGCCAUGGCUGGAUUGUCAGGGGGGCCCACGGGAGUAAUGAUCAGUACUUCACUUAAACCUAUAGUGAAGGCUGGGGUUCAGCGGGUGAUCCAGUAUUAAAUGAGAGAGGUGAACAGCCCUCCACCAGAGACCAGCAAGGAGGUCUUGGGGGGCACCUAAUUGAGUCACCUGGAAGAAACAACUACCAUGGCCCCUUUGGUAUCAGUAGUAAGUUCAGUUCCUUACUGGCAGUGGACCUUACUCUAUGACUAUGGCUUAGAUCCUAGGGAUGGGAAUACUACUGAGAUAUAA
Messenger RNA from Globicephala melas (long-finned pilot whale), 918 nucleotides. RefSeq names its product apolipoprotein F (gene APOF). The record is from RefSeq and is a predicted model, not a curated record. Gene Ontology annotation, biological process: cholesterol metabolic process. NCBI's taxonomy places the organism in Eukaryota, Metazoa, Chordata, Mammalia, Artiodactyla, Delphinidae.